AGAAUUGGUUUGAAAAGGACAGACGGCCCUCUCAGCCCCGUCCCCACACCCCAGUGAUGCUUAGCUGCUGUAUCCUAGAGGCCCACCUUGGCAGUUAGAGGAGAGGUCAUCACCAUGACAGCGUCCUCGCAGGACUCCACACCUUCGUCUAUGGCUGGCCUCUUCCUGCUCCUCCUCCUCCCGGCUGUUUUCACACAGAAGUCAGUCCCGACAACCGCGACCCCGCCGUUGUUUGACCCGCUGACCCAACCAGAGUGCACAAAGAAAGAACAUCCAAAGGUUUCCAUCCAAGCGCUCAGUCCAUGGAUGUCUACUUUCUCCCACCCUGGCGUGAGAGACUACUCCCAGCUCACCCUUGACCUGACUAGGAAUGAGCUUAUUGUGGGUGCCAGAAACUACCUGUUCAGACUGGACCUCAGUAACAUGUCGCUGAUACAGGCAACAGAAUGGGCACCGGACGAGGAAACCAGGAGGUCCUGUCAGAGCAAAGGCAAAACAGAGAUUGAAUGUCAGAACUACAUCAGAGUCCUGCUGGUGAACAAGACUGAGGUCAUGACCUGUGGAACCAAUGCAUUCCUGCCACUAUGUAUUACCCGAGAGGUGGGCAACAUGAGCAGCGUGCUGGAGCGGGUGAACGGCGUGGCACGCUGCCCGUACGAUCCUCGCCACAACUCCACAGCAGUGGUGACGGAGAGCGGAGAGCUGUACGCCGCCACCGUUAUUGACUUCUCUGGCCGUGACCCCGUCAUAUACCGCAGCCUGGGGGGCAUGCCGCCUCUCCGGACCGCCCAGUACAACUCAAAAUGGCUCAACGAGCCCCACUUCAUCUCAGCGUACGACAUCGGUCUCUUCACCUUCUUCUUCCUGAGGGAGAACGCGGUGGAGCACGACUGUGGCAAGACGGUCUAUUCCCGCGUAGCGCGAGUCUGCAAGAACGACAUCGGCGGCCGUUUCCUCCUGGAGGACACCUGGACCACGUUCAUGAAGGCGAGGCUCAACUGCUCCCGCUCCGGGGAGAUCCCCUUCUACUACAACGAGCUGCAGAGCACCUUCUACCUGCCGGAGCAAGACCUCAUCUACGGCAUCUUCACGACCAAUGUCAACAGUAUUGCAGCAUCUGCAGUGUGUGCCUUCAACCUGAGCGCCAUUACCCAGGCCUUCAAUGGGCCCUUCCGCUCCCAGGAAAACCCUCGCUCCACCUGGCUCCCCACGCCCAACCCCAUCCACAACUUCCAGUGUGGUACUAUAGAUGAUGAGGGUCCCAAUGAGGGUUUGACAGAGCGCAGCCUGCAGGACGCCCAGAGACUUUACCUGAUGAACGACGUGGUCCAGCCGGAGUCUGUUGAUCCGCUGGUCAUGCAGGACGACGUUCGCUUCUCCAACCUGGUUGUGGACAUUGUUCAGGGCAUGGACACCCUCUACCAUGUUAUUUAUAUCAGCACAGAAUAUGGCACCAUCCUGAAGGCGCUGGCUACGCCCAACAAGAACCUACAAGGCUGUUACCUGGAGGAGAUGGAGCUCCUCCCAUCAGGGGUACGAGAACCAAUCCUCAGCCUGCAGAUCCUGCACAGCGACAGGUCGCUCUUCGUUGGGCUCAACAACAGAGUCCUGAAAAUCCCACUGGAGAGGUGCUCCACCUACAAAACAGAGACGCUGUGCUUGGAGGCGAGGGACCCCUACUGCGGCUGGGACUUCAGGCAGCGCAGAUGCACCACGCUGGAGGACAGCUCCAACAUGAGCCAGUGGAAGCAGAACAUCACCGUUUGUCCGCUGCGGAACCAGACCACCAAUGGUGGCUUCGGACCCUGGGCGCCAUGGCAACCCUGCAACAACGAUGACGGUGUGGAUGGCGUGAGCUCCUGUUUGUGUCGCUCCAGGUCUUGUGACAGCCCCGCCCCUCGAUGUGGGGGCAAAAACUGCGAGGGCCCCACCAUCGAAGUCGCCAACUGCUCCAGAAACGGAGGCUGGACGCCCUGGUCGUCAUGGGGACAGUGCAGCACAACCUGUGGCACAGGCUUCGAGCUGCGACAGCGCUCUUGUAACAACCCUUCACCCCGGCACGGCGGCCGUGUGUGCGUGGGGCCGAGCAGGGACGAGAGGUUCUGCAAUGAAGGGGUGUCCUGUCCUCAGCCUAUCUUCUGGUCUCCAUGGGGAUCGUGGACCAAGUGCAGCACCGAGUGCGGGGGUGGUGUCCACUCCAGGGUCCGCACUUGUGAGAAUGGCAACAGCUGCCCGGGAUGUGCACUGGAAUACAAGGCCUGUAACCUGGAGGCGUGUCCAGAGGUGAAGAGGAACACACCUUGGACACCUUGGAUGCCCGUCAAUGUAACGCAGGGCGGAGCUCGUCAGGAGCAGAGGAUGCGCUACAUGUGCCGAGCGCACCUGUCUGAUCCCCACGAGCUGCAGAUCGGACGCAGGAAGGUGGAGACGCGCUUCUGUCCCAACGAUGGUACAGCAGCCUGUGAGACAGACACCCUCGUCGAGGAGCUCUUGAAGACACCGGUGGUGAGAGUGGCGGGCGCUGGCUGGUCAUCAUGGGAGACCUGGUCAAGCUGCUCACAGAGCUGUGCCAAAGGUUACCGCACCCGUCGGCGAACCUGUGCUGGGCCGGAGGGGAAGAGUGCUCCUGUUGCGUGCCGUGGCUCGCCUGUGGAGUACCAGGACUGUAAUGUCCAGGCAUGUCCUGUGAAAGGUGCGUGGUCCUGCUGGUCGUCCUGGUCUCAGUGCUCGGUGGGUUGUGGCGGCGGUCACUACCAACGCACGCGCUCUUGCAACAGCCCUGUGCCUUCCAACGGAGGGGACAUCUGCAUAGGACUGCACACAGAAGAGGCCCUGUGCAACACACACACCUGCGAUGGUGGCUGGAUGGCCUGGUCGCUGUGGUCGGCCUGUGAUGAUUCAGGCUUGCAGAUGAGGAGUCGGGUGUGUGGUGCUCAGGGCAACACCCCCUGUGUGGGGAACAGCACUCAGCGCAGAGACUGCAAUGAAAUACCUGUCAUUCUCCCUGCAUCUGGUUUUGAUAAGGACAAACACUGUGGAGCGUUCACCUCCAUCCACCUAAUCGCCACCGGUGUGUCUUGUUUCCUCGGGGCGGGGCUGCUGUCCUUCCUGAUCUACGUCUACUGUCAACGUUUCCACAAGCCCUCGCAGGAGUCUGCCGUCAUUCACCCCACCACCCCGAACCACCUCAACUAUAAGGGCAACACCACGCCAAAGAACGAGAAGUACACGCCCAUGGAGUUCAAGACACUGAACAAAAACAACUUGCUGCCAGAUGAAAGAUCCAACUUCUACCCAACACCGCUGCAGCAGACGAACGUCUACACCACCACCUACUAUCCCACAGCGCUCGGCAAGUUCGACUACCAGCCCAACUCCUCCCCUUCGCCAUGCAGGACCUACAACCACAGCAACAACAGCUGA
Messenger RNA from Seriola dumerili (greater amberjack), 3423 nucleotides. RefSeq names its product semaphorin 5B (gene sema5ba). Lineage: Eukaryota; Metazoa; Chordata; Actinopteri; Carangiformes; Carangidae. Gene Ontology annotation, molecular function: chemorepellent activity; semaphorin receptor binding. The coding region runs from base 115 to 3423 and encodes 1102 amino acids. The record is from RefSeq and is a predicted model, not a curated record. Gene Ontology annotation, biological process: axon guidance; neural crest cell migration; semaphorin-plexin signaling pathway. The transcript is spliced from 22 exons.